Molecule: messenger RNA, 1511 nt
Organism: Silurus meridionalis
Lineage: Eukaryota; Metazoa; Chordata; Actinopteri; Siluriformes; Siluridae
Gene: brms1la
Product: BRMS1 like transcriptional repressor a
Exons: 11
Coding region: 229-1098 (289 amino acids)
Biological process (GO): negative regulation of transcription by RNA polymerase II
Cellular component (GO): Sin3-type complex
Molecular function (GO): histone deacetylase binding
Source: RefSeq, a predicted model, not a curated record
CACAAUCCCACAGUAGGCGCAAGUACGCUGCUUAGCCCCAUUCGCUAGAAACUAGCUAAGCUAUUUUAGGCGGACGGUGGACUCUCCCGGAGCGGCUAAGCGCGGUGAUGAGAUCCGCUUCCCGCACCGACACACAGUUUGAGGCUCGGAGAGAAUUUUAAUGCGUCACUGAGAGACUGGAAGCGGAAACAGCGGCCCCCGGGACCGUCAGCAAGCUAACACAACCAGAUGCCAGUUCACUCGAAGGAGAAGAAGGACAGCACUCAGGAGGAGAUGGAGGUGGAUUAUGGAGAGCAGGAGGGCAGCAGCUCUGAGGAGGAGGACACCGACACUUCAUCAGGCUCUGAGGAUGGAGAGAGCUCAGAGAUGGAUGAUGAGGAUUGUGAGAGGAGACGGCUGGAGUGUCUGGAUGAGAUGACGAACCUGGAGAAACAGUUUACAGACCUGAAGGAUCACCUGUAUAAGGAGCGUCUCAGUCAGGUCGAUGCCAAACUACAGGAAGUGAUCUCAGGAAAAGCGCCAGAGUACCUGGAACCUCUCGCAAACCUGCAGGAGAACAUGCAGAUCAGAACUAAAGUCGCAGGAAUCUACAGAGAGCUGUGUUUGGAGUCAGUAAAACACAAAUACGACUGUGAGACUCAGGCAGCGUUUCAGCAUUGGGAGAGCGAGAAGCUGCUGCUGUUCGAUACGGUUCAGACUGAACUAGAGGAAAAAAUCCGCCGGUUGGAGGAGGACAGACACAGCAUAGACAUCACCUCAGAGCUUUGGAAUGAUGAACUUCAGUCAAGAAAAAACAAGAGGAAAGAUCCAUUCAGUCCAGACAAGAAGAAGAAACCUGUGGCGGUGUCUGGGCCGUAUAUCGUUUACAUGCUGCAUGAUUUGGACAUUCUGGAGGACUGGACCGCCAUCAGAAAGGCCAUGGCCACUUUGGGACCUCACAGAGUCAAACCUGAUGUUACAGUUUGUCCAUCUAAAAACGAGAAGCAGCAGCAGCACAUCGCUCGCUCGGAGGACGGACGGCUGCUGUACGACGGAGAAUGGUACAAUCGAGGACAAACCAUUUCUAUAGACAAGAAGGACGAGUUUCCCACCAGGUGAGACUCUCAUUGCGAUUAUAACGACUAUAAAUCAUGAUGAAGUUUGGUUUAAGCGCUCGGACGGGAGCAAGUCGAAGCUUUACAUCUCGCAGCUGCAGAAAGGAAAAUACACCAUCAAACACGCCUGAGAGAACCGGGAGAACCACGCCAAGUGUUCAACACCACUGUGUGUGUGUGUGUGUGUGUGUGUCCUCGUUUUCAUUAUUACAGAUGUUAUUUUUCUGAUCUUUUUUGUUAAAUGUUUUCUACAUGUUUUCUGUAAAUACACUCCAAUCAAACUGCUGCCUGUCUGAUCAGUGUUACUCUGACCUGUGUGUGUGUGUGUGUGUGUGUGUGUGUGUGUGAGAGAGAGAGAGAGAAAGGUUUACAUCUCUGUUAUAGCCAUGUGCCACAAUAAAACUUUCUUAUCACAAA